This is a messenger RNA of Rotaria socialis, 8157 nucleotides long. The record is from the annotation of a GenBank genome assembly. Lineage: Eukaryota; Metazoa; Rotifera; Eurotatoria; Philodinida; Philodinidae.
AUGAUAAGCCCACAACAAAAUGAGCAAGAGUCAUCAUCUAUAAUACCAUCUGAAAAUCUAUUUGAUGUUGAUACUUUAAGAUCACAACAAUUUCCUAUUCGAUCAAGUCAAACACUGUCAACUGUUAUUGAAAAUAGCACACAUAUAAGCACAAACAAUUCUACAUCAUCAACUUGUAUCGAAAAAGUAGUUGAGUACAAUACUGACAUACAAUCUAGCCAAACAGCAUCUUCAGCUUAUUCAACGGAUUUCUUAUCAUUAACAAAUUCAAAUCAAUAUUCUCUAACACGUGAAAUAUCAUUAUCAGAAUCUGAUUUACUUACAUCAUUAGAUCGAAAAAUAAAUAAAAAAAUAGCAGACAAUCAAUCAGAGAGUGAUAUAACGGAUGAUUUGCUUUUUCUUGAAUGGGAUCAAGAACGAAAUUUAUCCCAAGAUUAUAUUAAUUCACUUCGGAGAGAAAUUCGUGUUCUUUUACAAGAACGUUUAGAUUAUCAAACGCAAUAUAAACACAUUAGUGAUGAUCAAGCUAAAAUUGAUUUAUUAAAAAAAUCAUUAGAAGAAAAAAAUAGUGUUAUUGAACAAUUACAAAAUGAAUAUGAACUAAUUAAAGAAAAAAAUAAUAAUUCAUUACGUAAAGUCUCUCUUGUAGAAUCUGAUAAUAAAUCAUAUGUUAAUGUUAUUGAUGAAUUAAAACAAAAUCUAGCUGAUUUAACUGUUGAUUUACAAAAUCAAAUACUUAUUAAACGACGUUUAGAAAUUUCAAUUAAUAAUUUAGAAAGUAAUUGUCAACUAAUUGAUGCUGAACGUAUUAAAUUAACAAAUGAUAUUAAAGAAAGUCAAUAUAAUAAACAAGAACUGGAAACGUUAUUGCAAAAAGCUAAUGUACAAGUUGCUGAACAGGGUUCGACAAUUGAAAUGCUACGUUCCGAAAAUGUUCAAGUUCGUUCGCAAUUGUCAACAAUGCAGCGUCGAAUGCUCCACGAAAAACAACAAAUAAUGGAUUAUCUACGUCAAAUUGAAAAUGAUCUCAUUGAAAAAGAACGCAUUAAACAACGUGAAUCAUUAUUACGUGAAGAUUAUGAACAACUAAAACACUCGAUUUAUCAUGAUCAACAAAGAUUAGAACAUGUACAAAAGGAAUAUUCACAAUUAUUAAAAAUAAAAGAUGAUGAAAAACUUCAUUUAGAAUUACAAUUAAAUAAUUGUAAAUCGGGAAUAGAACGUUUAUAUUCACAUUUUAAUUUAAAUAUUGAUUCAAUUGAUCAAAUAAUACCAAUUUUAGAAGAUCGAUAUCAAUCUGUACAAGCAUCACAGAAUUCCUGUCCAACAACAUCGAAGAUCGAUGAUAAAUACAACCAAUUUCGAACAAAUGUUGAACAAUUGACAAUUCAAUGUAAACAAUUGGAUGAAGCUAAUUGUGCAUGGCAACAAUUUCAACAGACUCAACUUGAUAAUUUUAAAAAUGAAUUUCAAAAUUAUUUAUCGAUUGAAAAAAAUUUAACUCUUGAUGAAAUAGCACAACUCAUUCUUGAUUAUCUAAAUCAAGUUGUCAGUGAACGAGAUGUUCUUAUGAGAAAUUUGGAUAAAAUCGAAAAAAUGAAUAGCAAUCAUACAACGAUGCAUGAACUUGAUCAAAAACAAGAUCUAGAUUCGGAACUGCCAUCAACUUAUUCUACGAAACAAACACAUGUAAUAUCAUCUGAAAACGAGUCUAUUCAAUCAGACGUUUUGUCUCUCAAUAGUUGUGAAGUAAAAAAUUUUCAACUUCGCUUAGAAUCAGAAAUCAAUUUAGAAACAAUCAAAGAAUCUUACACUAAUACAAUAAAUGAACUUACUCAAGAAUUAGUCAUCGUUAAAGAAGAACUUAAUCAACAAAUCAAUGUAUUAUCAGCAUCAUCGAAUGAGAUUACAAUUGAUCGGAAUAAUUCCGGCAUAAAAAAUAAUUCUUUAUGGCAACAAAUCAUCAUCGAAAUAUUCCGAAAUGAACUAGAAGAUUAUUUAUCGAUGGAUAUAGAUGUUUCAUUUGAUAAGAUUAUUAAACAAAUUGUUGAUCAAAUCAAAAGAGAACGAGAAGAUUUUCACGAACGUUAUCAAAAAUUAGAAACAACAAAUAAUCGUCUUCAAUCAGAACUCGAUAGUAAUAUGGAGUCAAUGCGGCAAUCUUAUUUGAAUAUUGUUAAUGAAUAUAAUCAAAAACUACUUGUAAUUAAAGAUGAAUGUGAAAGUUUUCGUCAAAUUAAUAAAGAACUUGUUGUUGCAAAUGAAAAUUUAAAUCGUCAAUUAGAUGAUCGAUCAAUAGUUGUGGGUCAUCAUUCUGCUUUAGAAACAAGUUUCGUUGAACAACAGAAUUUAUUUGAAAAUAACGAACAGUCUGAAACACAAGAUAAAUAUACUCAAUAUGAACGAAAAGAAGGAAAUCACAUCGGGACAGAAACAAUUCCAUUAGAUUAUAAAACUUGGUAUCAACAAAUUCAAGCUGAAUCAUUUAGCGAUUUAGAUUCCUUUUCUGAUGAUGAAAAUAAUCAAUUGAAUGCAUAUAUCAAUGACAUAUCUUAUUUAUCAUCAAUCGAUCUUUCAAAUGCUUUAAAUAGAGAAUGCCAACAAUUUUUAUUGAAGAAAAAUCUUAAAUUAAAUUCUUCUUUAAAUCUUGAACUAAAUCAUUUAGCAUUGAUAACAAUUAAUUUUCUUUAUAAUCAACAUUUAUGUGAUAAUGCUAAAGAAUUAUACAAUGAAACUGUAGUAAGAGCUUUAAAACAGGAAUAUCAUUUACUCAAUAGCGAAAGAAAUGAUUCAAUUGAAAAAAUUAAUUCUCUCCAAGAGCAGCUUCAACACAUGGACGAUGAACGUUGUAAUUCACAUGAAUUAAUUAAAAAUCUAAAUAAAAAUAAUGAAAAAUUAAACUCUGAACUAAAGCAAAUCGAAUAUUAUUAUGAACAAUUAGAGAAAGAAUAUAAUCGAAUUGGUCGUGAAAACGAAUUAUUAAGAGAUUUGAAUACAAAAAUUUAUCAAGAAAGAUCACGAGGAGAAAACAAAAAAGAUUGCAUCAAUGAUCAAUCAAUUUCAACAUCUGCUGAUAAUUCUACACAUUCAGAUAUUGAUAGUCAACAAAAUUCUACUGCUCAAAUAUCAUCUCAAAAGAAGCCUGCGGAAGAAAAUGAUUCAAAUAUUCAGAGUUUAUCGUUAGAAGAACCUAAUAUUUUAAACAUUCACAUUGAUAGAGAAACUCAAACUGAUAAUCAACGCCAAGACACACUUUUACAAAUAAACAACAAACUGAAACAUGCUCUUCAAACGAUUAAAGAAAAAAUACAUAAAGUCAUUGUUGAACAAUCUGACUUAUUUCGAGAUUCCAGUGAUAAUACCAUUGAACGACUUGAUCAUUUAAUUUCUACUAUUCGACAACAAAAAGAACAGAUCGAUCUGUUGAAAACUAAAAACGAGGAUUCACAAUAUGAAAUCAAGGAACUACAAAGUUCGCUAGAAGCAUAUCGAUAUCAACGGGAUGAUGAAGAUUCUACUGAAGUUGUCCUGUUAGAAGAUUAUCGAAAACAGAUUGAUCAAUUUCAACAGAACAUUUUGACAAAAGAUCAAGAAAAACAUUUAUUAGAAAAACGUUUACAAGAAAUUGAAUUUGAACUUAAGAAAACAUCCGAGGAUCAGUUGUCAACAAUGACUAAAUUCAAGCAAUUUGUACGAGAACAUGAUACUCUUGUUGAACAACAUAUUCUUCAAUCAACAGAAUAUCGACAAGAAAUUCAGCAAUUGCAAGAAAAACUAAAAGGUGUAAAUGAAAAACUUCUCUCCCAAGUUGAACUACAUGAAGACGUUGAAAAACAAAAAAACGAAAGAAUCAAUGAAUUAGAAAAUCAUAUAAAAAAUUUGAAACAAGAACGUAUCGAACUUCGACAAUAUGAAAAGUUACUUCAAGUUAACAACAAACUAAAACGUAUUGUACAAGCUUUCAAAGAGAAAAUUCAUCGUCUUGCUGAUGAUAAGCCAAGUCUAUUCGAAGGAAUUAGUGAAGAAAUAAGCGAACGCUUCAACCAUUUGAUUUCAAAAGUAGAAAAUCAAUCAACACAAAUUGAUGCCAUGCAAAUUGAACGUCAGCAAGCCGAUGAAAAAUCUAAACAGCAGAUUAAAGAGCUUGAAAGAUCUUUGGAAACAUACCAAAACGAACUUCAGUAUGAACGGCAAGUUAGAGCGGAACAACUUGUUUUUGCUGCUACACCAACUAUGUUAUCUGAAGAUAUUAGUUUAUCCAUCAAUGAAAAUUAUCAAAAGCAAAUUGAUCAACUGCAACGACAACUAUUCGAAAAAGACGAAGAACAAACCUUAUUAAAUGAACAUCGUAAUGAAGUUGAACUUGAAUUGAAAACAAUAAUAAUAAAUCAUGAAUUAACAAUGGUUAAAUACAAAGAAAAAGUUUUGGCUCUUGUGGAAGAGCGAAAUCAAUUUAUUGAACAACAAGAAAUUUCUUCAACACAACAUCAAAAUCAAAUGGUACAAAUGACUGAAUGUAAUAAUCUAAUGCGACACGAAAUAGAUGAACUAAAAGAAUCGACAGAACGCCACCAACAUGUAACAAGCCAAACACUUGAAGAAAUGAACAUCUUACAAGUAUUAAUAGAAGAAAAAUGCCUUCUUCUUGCUCAUCAAAUUGACUCCAAUGCAAAAUUACAAGUUGACAUAGAAGAUCAAAGAAUAUACAAUGAAGAACUAUCAAAUGAGUAUAAGAAUGAAAUUGAAACUCUUACGAAAGAACGUAGUAAUCUUGUUCAAGAAUUAGAACAAGAAACGUUGUCAACUAUAUCAACUAGUAAUAAUGAAUGUCAAACAAAUGAUGAUCAAUAUGAGACAUUAGAAAUUGUAAAAGAAAAGGUUAAGCAGAUUGCUAAUGAACGACCACAUUUAUUUGAUGGAGUCAGCCAAGAGACGAAUGAUCGUGUUGAGCAUUUAAUUUCAAUAGUUGAAAAUCAAAUAAUACAAAUCAAUCAACUUGAACAGAAACUUUCACAAAACUAUGUUGAACAAGGAGUAUUUCAAGAACGUCUUAAUAAAGUUGAAAUCGAACUACAACAAACACUAAUGAAGAAAUAUGAAGUACUCUUACAAGAACGUGAUGUAUUGAUUGAACAACAAUCACGUCGUUUAACGGAGAGUCAACGCGACAUUGAACUAUUGAGUAAUAGAUCAGUUGAUUGUCAACAUGUAGAAAUUCAAACCGAUGAAGAUACAAAAGUAUUGUAUGAGCAACUCAAUGAUCUGAAUGAAAAACUUCUCACACUGGAAUCUCAAAUUGAAUCUCAAGAUGCAGUUAAAAGCAAAAAGAAAGAAAUUGAAGAACAGCUAAACGAGUAUAAGAAUCACAUUGAUAAUCUUAUGAUCGAACGUCAAACACUUUUAGAAAGCAUAGAAAAAAAUAGUAAACCAUUUAUUCAAUUCAUCGAUUAUGAAAUUCAAACCGAUGAUGAUCAACAUGAAGAAUUAAUUCAAAUUAACAGCAAAUUAAAAGAUACGAUAGAAUCAAUUAAUGAUAAAUUUCAAAAUAUUGUAGCUACAAGACCCGAUCUAUUUGAAGAUAUUAGUGAGGAAACUAAUGAACGUCUUGAUAACUUAAUUUCAACUAUAGAAAAUCAAGCAAGAUUACUAGUUAAAUUACAAACUGAACGCGACGAAAAUGCAGAAAAAUCUCAAUCUGUAAUGAGUGAUCUGAAAGACUCAUUUGGAAUAUAUCGACAACAAAUUGAUGACGAAUAUCGUGUAAAACUUGACGAAUAUAUUCCAUCGCCUUCUCCAAUUACUCACGAGAUCGAAACUCAAACUAGCGAUUACUCAAAUCUGGAGGAUACAAGUAUAAGCACGGGAGGAAUUCGUUUUUUUGAAACAACUGAAUCCAACGAUAAUGAAAUAAAUACUUGGUUUGAUGCUACACCUGUUAUUAUAGAUAAAGAUGAAAUCGAGCAUCAAGAAUUUCAUGAUAUUGAUAUUCAAUAUACAUGGAUACCGUCAGCAUUACCUGAACAACUUACUAAUGAAAUUCGUUCUUUUGAAUCUCAACUAUCAGCUGAUUGUUCAACUCAAACUGAUGUUGACACUGUUAAAGUUGAAGAAAUUCAACAAAUAAAAGAUAAAAUUCUAGAAAUUAAUUUUGAACGUUCAGCAUUAUUAUCUACGUCAAAUGAAAAUAUUUUAGAAAAUCUUGAUAAAAUUAAGUUAUUCAUUGAAUGUCUUCAAACCGAUAUAAAAGAAAUAAAUAGUUCAUUUGGAACAUAUCGUAAUAGAAUUGAAGAAGAAAAUUUCAUUACAAUGAAUCAAUCAAAAUUAUAUGAAUCGAAUCAUGUUGGUACUCAAACGUUAGGUUUAUCAAUUGUUGAAGAACAUCAGAAAAAAAUUGAAAAUCUUCAACAAAAUGAAUUAGUGUAUCAACAUGAAAUCGGACGUUUAAUUGAAGAGAGAGAUCAAGCAAGAAAUUUCAUUACUCAAUGCAAUGAGAAAGACACACAGAAAAGAAACAACUAUGAAACAUCUUUUCAAUCGCAAAUUCAAGAGCGAGAUGAACAAAUAUCACAAUUCAAUGAAAAAUUACAACAGCAAGAUCAUAAUUCAUCCAUAUCGUUGAACAGUAUUUCAUCACAGACCAACUGCGACGUAGAUAGUAAAAAUGAAUCAUGCAUUAGAGAAUAUCAAUCUCAAAUAGAUAGUCUUCUUCAUGAACGUUCGGUUUUAAUGAAAAAAUUGAAUGAGCAAAUGCUUCAACCAUCAAAAGUUGAUGUUGAAACGCAAACAAUCAAAGACACUGAUAUGUUAUCAUCAUCCGAUCAGAGUAUUUCACGUCAAAUGUUUGAAAAAGAAAUGCUAGCAUGGGCAAAAGAAAGUGACCAAUUAAAAUCUUUUGUUAAACAAAUACAAAUUGAGAAUAAAAAGCUUAAAGAUAUUAUUCUUAAAUUUGAACGUAUGAUUCUUGAUUAUGUGCAUGAAAACGAUAGACUUAAACAAGAAAAUCGACAACUUUCGUUAAUUAAUUAUUCAUCCAAUCAGGAUAUUGAUGAAAAAGAAAAUUCCAAUGAAGAUGUGUGUUUUUUAACAUUAAAAUGGUUAACCUAUGAAGUAGCACAAAGGGCAUCAAAUAUUAAUAUUAAUGAACAAUCAUUAUUAUUGAUUCAAGAGUCCGAACGAGAUUUUAAACAAGAACUUACUGGACAUGAACUACAGCUUCAAAAGAUUCGUAUUCAAAAUAAAAGAUUAAAAAGUCAACUUGAAUCAUGUACAAUGCAUUUUAAACAUAUUCAAAAUGAAAUGAAACUUCAAAUCGCAGAGAUGUCGGCAAUUAAAGAGGAAACAGAAAGACUGCGUAUAAAUGAAAUACAAUAUCCUUUGGAAAUUGAUCGUCUUCAAACCGAACUUAAAUAUGAUCAAUUAAAAAUUCAACAGCUCGAACGUGAAUUAGCAGAUACGAAACUUAAACAAUCACGAAUCGAUAAUACUUCAGUAGAUAGUCUUCGUGAAUUACUUGAAUUAAAAGAACGAGAAUUAAAUGCAUUAAAAGAAAAAUUCGAUUUUACGAAACAAACUCAUGAAGUUGAAUUACAAGAAGCAAUCAAGGCAAAUCAGUUUUCACUUAAUCAUAUCAAACGUUUUGAACAAAUGAAUUUAUGUCAACAGGAAAAGCAAUUCGAUUUGGAGAAAAAACUUGCAAAAUUUCGUUCUAUUGUUCAGCCACUCAUUGAUCAUGAACAAUUAUUUACUAAGAACCCAAUAAUUAACAUAGGUGAACUACAAAAGUUAAUGACUGACAUUGACAAUGAAAAACAAUUGGUCAGUUCUCUUGAACCAAUUCGUGAUUGCUUGAGUCUUUUGGAAGCUCAAAUGAAAGAUUUACAUCAUAGUAUAAUUCAAAAUCAUGCACGACGUUCAAGAAAAUGGAAAUACAAAUUAGGAUUUGAAUGUCUUUCAUGUGAAAGUCGAUGGGAAGUUACACACGACAUUCGUGAUUUACAAGAAGCAUGUUUAGAUCCGACUCGUUUUAUUGAAUCAUCGCUGGUUGAACCUAUGACGGGAUGUUCAUGUCCAAUAAUGAUUGAUUUCGUUGAAGGUGAUGUUCGUCUAUGUUUAGAGGAUCUACUAAAUGAAGUGAUAGUAAAAGCAACAGUACCAUAG